UAGACGUAGCGCGUGAACGACCUUUUGAACUGGACCGACGAUGCAGUCGGAGGCGAAGGCUAAUUCGCUGCUGCAGGAUCGGGAUUCCAAUCCAUGGAGGUACUGUGUUGUGUGCAGUCGUCACCACGAUCAAGGACGCAAGCACAUAUUCACGACAAAACACAAGAACAAGCUCAACGCCAUCCUCAACAAGUUCUCCGAGAAGGUGCGGAGUGCAAGGCAGCAAGUGCAGAAGCCUGGGGUGAUGGAAGGGGAGCUGGAGCCUGACUCCACUCUCUGGUGCUACUUCUGCCAGCUGGAGGUGACACGACACGCCACAGACCGCUUCACUACCGUGGUGUGGGGAGGCCUCCUGGAGCACAUGGCCAGUCCGUCCCACCACAAGAGCACGCGGCGGUUCUGGUGGCUGAAUGGAGCUGACCAGAAACUCCUGCAGAAUUUCCUUCUCUUUGAGGCAGAGUACAGAAGGUACAAGGAACUAGUGGCUGUGACUCUUGAACAACUGGAGACAAGAAGAGAGCUCAAACAGAAAGAAGAAGUGAGGCAGCUACAGGCCAAGGAGGAGUCCCAGGCCCUUGCAGCGAGGGAGCCACCAGCCUCCCGAUCUCCAGUGAGAAUCAGAUAUGUCACUGUCAGGAACAAACACGGAAUCGUACAGAACCCAACUGGAGUACACGAAGGCAGGAGAGUCUGGGGCGGAGGCAUUGUCAAAUACAAGCCUGGUUCAGACCAGCUUCUUCCCUGGUCCAUAGACAGACUCCACGCCAUCGGCAGAAGUGGUAGAGACGGCUCCUCAUCCUCCUCCAUGGCAGGGGGAAAGGUGACAGUGGCAGCUGUAGGAGACACGUCACUGACUGCUAUUCGACCUCCUAGCCUCUCUGUGGGACGAGGCAAUGUACACUCGGGGGCCACUCCACCGUGGCUGAUGCCCGACUCCAGUGGAGACGGUGGCAGUGUCCUGGUUGGCCCUUCUGAAGAAGAGUUUCUCAAACACAAGGAGCAGGGUAAGAGGAAGGGUCGUAAGGGAGUGGUGGGUGCAGACUUUCACCUGAAACUGGCCUCCUCCUCCUCCCAUCAGGAACACGAGUGGUUUCCUUCGUUUGGCCGAGUGUGGAACACUGGACCGCGAUCUCAUUCCCUGGCUGACUUCAAGAGGGAGAGAUCGACAGGUCACAUUGGUCCAAGUCACUACUCAUCCUAUGCCCCACCCUCUUCCUCCUCCUCUCUCUCUCUCCAAUCCCUUGCACCCUGGGACCGACCUGGCCCCUCAGGCCUCCACCAGACGACAUCUGGUGGAGGUCCUGCCACCACAACUGCAGUCUCUAGGACCCUCCUCCCUGUUGGCGUUGCUCCGGAAGAUGUUCAGCCUUACGUGAGGAAGAGGAAGAAGAAAGCCAAACAUCAAGUUCGCUGCCAGAGCGUCUGCUAUCAUCCUGGGGUGAACUGCGGGCCGCAGUGGGGUGUAGGGGGAGGAGGAGGAGGAGGCUGGCUACUGGCGAUGCUGGAGUCUAGAGCCCGUGCCCAGGGAGAUCAGGGAACAGCUGAGCUGCAAGAGCUGGCGUGCGACUGUUGCUGCUCUUUGACUCCGUGCGCUUUUAGUCAGAGUCUCUGCGGCGAGAACGUACGUUACUGUUCGGUCGGGGACUGCUAUGCCCACAUACUAGCGCAUGCAGCAGCAGACGAUUCGCCGAGGACCCCGAAGUACUCGGCCGAAGUUUUGACUGCGUCUCUGGGAGCGCAGAAGGAGCGCAUGCAGCAGGAGAGAGCCGAGCUGCAGGAUAUGAUUGAGGAGCUAAUCAGGAUGAAGAAUGGCAACGCCCAGCCCCCGACUGACACCGACGUCCACCCGCAGCAGAGCGAUGAGGGAUUGGAAGUCGAGGACACUGCCUCUGUCCCGCCUUCUCCUUUCUAG
Molecule: messenger RNA, 1912 nt
Organism: Geodia barretti
Lineage: Eukaryota; Metazoa; Porifera; Demospongiae; Tetractinellida; Geodiidae
Source: the annotation of a GenBank genome assembly